AUGAUUUAUUUCCAGAUUUUACGGUGUAUCAAAGACUUUUGGGAAGGUUGUUGUACCUGACCAAUACGCGACCAGAUAUAAUGUUUGCAGUUCAACAUUUGAGUCAGUUUAUGCACAGACCGAAAAAUUCGCAUUUGGAGGCUGCUAUCCGGGUGGUACGAUACAUAAGGAAAAGUCCUGGUCAAGGUAUUUUGUUAUCUGCAGCUAGCAAAUUGCAGGUGGUUGCUUUUUGUGAUUCCGAUUGGGCUUCAUGUCCUAUGUCUAGGAGAUCAGUGACUGGUUUCUGUAUUAAACUUGGAGAGUCUCUUAUAUCGUGGAAGUCAAAGAAACAAACCACAAUCUCUCGAUCAUCAGAAGAAGCUGAAUAUAGAAGUAUGGUGGUAGUAGUGGCAGAAGGUGUUUGGCUGAAUGGAUUGUUAAUAGAAAUAAGUCUUAAUCAACCAGCUAAGUCUGUGGUAUUUUCAGAUAGCAAGGCAGCUUUAUAGAUUGCAGCCAAUCCAGUUUUUCAUGAACGAACUAAGCAUAUAGAGGUCGAUUGUCAUUUUGUACGAGAUAAAAUCAAAGAUGGAUUGAUUCAAAUGCAGCAUGUGGGAACAACUGAACAACUUGCUGAUUUAAUGACAAAGGCUCUAGGUGUUAAAUAGCAUGAGUAUUUAGUGUCCAAGUUGGGGGUUAAAGAUAUAUAUCAACCCUCAACUUGAGGGGGAGUGUUGAGAUAUUGAGAAGUAAAGUGGUUG
Messenger RNA from Gossypium raimondii (Peruvian cotton), 737 nucleotides. RefSeq lists its product as uncharacterized. Bases 81 to 485 code for a protein of 134 amino acids. Lineage: Eukaryota; Viridiplantae; Streptophyta; Magnoliopsida; Malvales; Malvaceae. The transcript has a single exon. The record is from RefSeq and is a predicted model, not a curated record.